This is a messenger RNA of Fusarium vanettenii 77-13-4, 792 nucleotides long. RefSeq lists its product as uncharacterized. The transcript is spliced from 5 exons. Gene Ontology annotation, molecular function: nucleotide binding. NCBI's taxonomy places the organism in Eukaryota, Fungi, Ascomycota, Sordariomycetes, Hypocreales, Nectriaceae. The coding region runs from base 1 to 792 and encodes 263 amino acids. The record is from RefSeq and is a predicted model, not a curated record.
AUGUCCUCGCCACGAAUCAUCCGUUGGGGGAUCCUCGCCACCGGCGAGAUAGCAAAAACAUUGUUUCCAACAUGCCAUUGUUGCCGCGUCUUCGUCUUUCUCGGCCUUCCGAGAAAAAUUGUUCUGGAAGAGCCUGGUACAGCAUCUGCCUCGGCGUAUGGCUCACACAGCGAGCGGACCCAAGACGAUAAUGUCGAUAUCAUCCACGUCGCCACUCCUCACUCACAUCACUAUCAAAACGUCAUGAUGUGCCUCGAAGCCGGGAAGAAUGUACUCUGUGAAAAGGCCUUUACAGUCAACUCGGCACACGUCAAACGCCUGGCUGAAGGCCACAUUGGCAACGUGAAGAGGGUGAAAGCAGACUGCAACUUUGCGACCGACCCGGAAGAAACCUUCAAGGGCGGCAAGCAUAGACUGGUCAACCCAGCCCUUGCCGGCGGUGCCCUACUAGAUCUUGGUGUAUACAGCCUCACAUGGCCUUUCUUGGCACUUCAUCUCACUCAGCCUAUCGAGACUCGCAAACGACACGGGGUGCAAGCCGUGAUGGAAAAGUACCCUCCGGAUCAUCUGGCAGAUGAGACAACAACCAUGCUUCUGACGGCACAGUUGUUAUGGGAGGCAGAUGAGGCGGCACUGGCGUUGAUGGAGGGUAGAAAGGAGGGAAGGUUGACCACUCUCGAGGAAUCUAUUGCCAUGAUGGAGGUGAUGGACGAGGUUAGAAGACAGGGAGGGUUACAGUACUCGGAUGAAAUCGAGUCAGUGGAGUACCCAGUCAAGCUGGGAAGUGGCUAA